Molecule: messenger RNA, 828 nt
Organism: Diaporthe citri
Lineage: Eukaryota; Fungi; Ascomycota; Sordariomycetes; Diaporthales; Diaporthaceae
Exons: 2
Coding region: 1-828 (275 amino acids)
Source: RefSeq, a predicted model, not a curated record
AUGUCCACCCCGUCCAAGAAACCGUUCACCCUGAUCGUCCCAGGCGGCAUGACGCCCGCCGCCGUCUACGACCCGGUCGUCGCCGAGGUGACAAGGCGGGGCCACGACAUCCGGGCCGUGCAGCUGCCCAGCGUGCGGCUGCGCUCGGAGACGGGCCCCGUCAGGGAGCCGCCCACCAUGUACGAGGACGCGGCGCUCAUCGCCCGGGAGGCCGAGGUCCUCGCCGACGAUGGCAGGGAUGUCAUCAUCAUCUCGCACUCGUACGGCGGCGUGCCCGCCACCGAGAGCGUGCGCGGCCUGUCCAAGGCGGCGAGGGCCAAGGAGGGUAAGCCUGGAGGCGUUGUGAGGCUUGCUUAUAUGACUUCGUUGGUGCCGGAGCUCGGGGCCGCGGCGAACGAGGUUCUUACGAAUCGGCCUCGAGCUGCGGGGACCAGUGUGGAGAUGGACAUGGAUGAACACGGCUGGAUCUUCAUCACGGACCCAGCCCAGGCCGCAAGCCUGAUAGCGGCCGAGAUACCGGUGGAAGAAGGCGAGCGCCUGGCCCGGGAGCUGUCGUACCACUCAUCAACCAGCUUCACAAGCCCCUUGACGUACGCGGGGUACAAGGACGUCGCGGUCUCCUACCUGCUCUGCGAGAAGGACAUUACGAUACCGCACGAGAGCCAGGCCGACAUGAUCGAGCUGGUCGAGCGGGAGAGCGGGAACAAGGUUGACGUGACGAGGAUCCAGGCUGGCCAUGCGCCGAACCUCACUGCGUUCAAAGAGGUUGUCGACUGGAUUGUGGGCAUGGCUGAGAAGGCUGUGGCCGACGGUGCUGGUGAUAGCUAG